CCCUCACAACGAGUUCAGCGUCGCCGCUGUUCAUCACGGACCACCGAUAUCUUGUCGCCUCGCGGUCGGCGACAACCGCAGCGCUCUCUAGCCUGCUUUGACACUUUCUGGACCUGAACAGGAACUAGCAGCGGAGCUGUCAUCCCUCCGACUUCACCGACCUCAGCCUUCAUUGCAUUGGGGAUUCCACCACCUGGCCGACAGGCUGUUCACCUGGUAUAUGUUAUCCCAUUCAGCCUAUCGCUGAACUUGUGAUCCUUGCAACUUCUACUCAUGCCCGGAACAUCGAGAACACAGAGAGCCGAGGCGAAGUAUAACGUAGUCUUUGACUACCCAAACCUUGGCCUGCAUACAGCAGCGGCGUCCGGCAACCUCGGUCUAGCCAAGUAUGCGCUGGAUCACGGCCAGCCCGUCAACUCUGCCCUUGACGGCGUCCUGCCGCUGCACGCAGCCUCGUUCGGGGGGAGCGAUCAGGUCGUGACGCUUCUGAUCGAGUAUGGUGCGGAUGUCAACGCUCCGAGACUGCCUCGUCGAUACUCUACUGACAGGCAUCGCGGCAGCGCACCACCACCUGUUACCACUGGCGCCUCCGGCUCUACUUCCCUCCACUUUGCUUGCAUGCAUGGCCACAUGACGGUCAUCUUCACCCUGCUGCUGCACGGUGCCCACCCUGACCGGACGGACAAACACGGCAUGACGCCUGAAAUGAUUGCGCGUCAGAACGGCCACACCGAUUGCGCAGAUGUACUUCAACAAUGGGCUCAAAACAGAGAUCGGGAUCUCAGAGAGCGAGAGGUCCUGACGCCGCAUCCGUCCGAAGACCAUAUCUCCAAGGAAGAGAAGACUCAUAACUACUGUGGACGGUUAGACUGCUUCGAGUGCGCCACUAGGAAGAGGAUACGAGUUAAACGCUCGAUUGAUAACGCCUUUCACAUGUUGCGUCACACGUCGUCCAGCCAGUCUGCCGCGAACACACCCCCUCCGUCUGCGGGCUCUCUAUCCGCUACGAACUCCAUACAACCACCGUCCCCUGCAGAUCGGCCAUUAGGGGAGUAUACAUUCUAUCCUGUCUCAGAUAACGCGAUAGAUGAGCUCCCCCCUCGUCGGCCCUCUCUACCCCAGGUGCUCGAGGUUCCCCAUGGCGUCACAACCCCUCACCGCAGCAGGCGACCGUCUAACCUUUCGGGUACCAGCUCACAACGACCGAGAUCUGCAGGUUCUGAUACAGAUCAAUGUGCCGGACAGCGCGUCAAAGGCAAGAUCUCGCUACUCAACAUAUUCAAGAGGGGCAACGAAGGCACACCGGAUAGCAACUCGCCAUCGAGUUCUGCUGUCACAUCAGCAUCGCAGUCCCCCUCUGCUCCUUCCGCGCUAGCUCUUUCGGCCCUAGCCAGCCGUUCGAGCGAUAUUCUUGCAUCAUCACCUACUGAUACCUCUAUACCCGGCCCUCCCGCUGGCAAUCAGCUGCACUCGCUCAUGCUCGGGGGUUCUUCUCCCUCAGCACUGUCGAUCCCAGAGCCACGAAAGGCUGCGUCUCGCAGUAGCCUUCGCAGCGCCGCCCUCGUCAACGACACCCUCGAGAAGGCCAGUCCGUCGGCUCGUCCUGGCAUCUUACGUGCUACACACGGCCGUUCUUCGUCCUCAGGACAGUCUGCCCCUGGUGAUGCAAGCCGUGGCGGGUCCGGCCCACCGUCCGUGAGAGCUUUGCGAUUCGAUCCGAACUCACCUGGUGCGGUGUCGGGCACGCGGCGGCCGGAAUCGCGCGCUCGCGCUGCCCGGGCCGAGAGUCGCAGUCACAGUCGCACAAGGGGACGAGGCAGCUUCAACUCGGUGCGCUCGCAUAGUCCUGAUUCCCCAUGGGGCAUGCGCUUCGAGCACGAGCCGGAGCACAUGAGUUCGCCUUCGCCUGCCGGCGCUGAUGGCUACAUCGAGGAGGAAGAGGAGGAGGAGUACGGAGGGCCUGUCGAGCCGCAGGUCGGCAUGAACGAGCUGAACAUGCUCCUCCACGAUCUGAACGUGAAGAAGUCCAGGCGGAUGUCUAUCGAGUCGCGGGCCUCUGACCUUGACUCCCAGGACACCGUCAACCAUCCGUUCGAAUGCCCCUUCAGCAUUCACUACCCGCCACCCGAGGAGGAGGACGAGAUCUCCGCGCUUCGGUCUCAUAGAGCCAGUCUCGACAGCCGUGUCCGUGGGAACUCGAUGAGCAGCAUGAUCACCGAUAGCAGCGGAUACCCGAGCAGCAGUGUCCCCACGCCGGCCUUGCAGCAGUCGAAUCUACCCACGCCGUACGUGGUCUCGCCCUCUGUGGGCCAGACAGACUUGCCUUCUCCGGGUGAAGCCAUGGCUGAGAAAAAGGACUUGGCCGUGGUCUCCGUAGUGCCCAUCUCGCCCACGAGGCGUGUCCGGGGUCCCCUCGAUAUCGACAUCCGCUCAAUCUCUUCCCAUGCACAAGCCGAAGCCCUCGUCCAGCAUACACAGCGACGUAUACUAGCAGGCAGCGAGUCGUCCGACGAAGAGGAGGUCAAGUCACUGGGCAUCAACCUUGGCGACGGUCGCACGCCGCUGUCUGCGAAGCUCGCGGCGCUCGGCGAAAGCUUGGCUAUAGAGAGAAAGUUCAAGGAGGAAGAAGAGAAGAAGAAGCGGCGCAGCCUCAUCAUGGAGCCGAUAUCCGAGCAGAUCUUUGCAAGCGAGGUACCGGGCGUACAGAGGAAGCUCAGCCUGCAGGAGCGGGCGCAUAGCGACCCGAUGGGUAAAGUGAGGAGGCCGCACACUGCUGAUGGAGAACCACACCCAGAGUCUGCUAACAGAUUCCUGUCGCCACAAUCAUCCAAAGUCAACCUCUUGUCUGUUUCAGAUCCAGAUCGCAACGGCAAACUGCUCUCGGUGCCUGGCAUCGGCAGUUCCUCCAGCUUCCCGUCGUCCUACAGACAGGCGCGAUCCGACUCGCUUCCUCCCAGUCAGACCUACGUCUCGCGCUCCCGCACUCCCGACCCGGAUAGCUCCCGGAGGAUGACUACCGCGCCGGCGGGCUUUGGCACGCCGCUCACUCGAUACCCAACUUGUCCUGCCGAGGACACGAUCAUACCCCGCACCGAGCUGCUCACGAAGCAGGAACGCCAGGCUGCUCGCGCACAGAAGCUCACCAAGAUGGGCUUUUCAUCUGGCGGCGACACCUGGAAGGAGUCACCCUCGUACGCGCGCAGCCAACGCCAGCAUAGAUUUGGCCUGCGGACGCUUGUCCAGUCUCUCACAGGUCGCGCCUGAUCUCUGGCCUUUUGUACAAGCAUCGACCACAUCCUCACUCUUUCAGUAAUUUAUCUCGAGAACACCAUCUCACGGCGCCCUGCGGACGUCACCCAACCCCGUGUCUCCUUCGUCCCUUCUUGUGUAUCAAUGCUGUUUGUUUCUGUGCUCAGCCCUGCCUGACUGUUCUGUCUUUCUUGUACCCCGCCGGCGUCGACACUGGUCCGACGCCGACCAUCACCGUUCGUUCUAUGGGUUAUCAUCCCGCCUGUUCUGUCUUCCUUUCUUUCUCUGACUUCCGUGUCUGUAUGGUUAUUUUUAUAGGAUUCCGGGUUCUGUAAGAUUUCUUGUACUUAUUUGUGACUCCCACCAUUCGCAUUCCCAGGCAUUUUUCUGUCGCAAACACAAGUCUGUAGUUCUACAUGUGUAUUUUUCUGUCCGGUGUUGUAGCAAGAGAAUCCAUCGUCC
Phanerochaete carnosa HHB-10118-sp is the source of this 3711-nucleotide messenger RNA. RefSeq lists its product as uncharacterized. The transcript has 4 exons. Gene Ontology annotation, cellular component: nucleus; cytoplasm. Lineage: Eukaryota; Fungi; Basidiomycota; Agaricomycetes; Polyporales; Phanerochaetaceae. The record is from RefSeq and is a predicted model, not a curated record. Gene Ontology annotation, molecular function: protein binding. Bases 274 to 3264 code for a protein of 996 amino acids.